Molecule: messenger RNA, 2196 nt
Organism: Clonostachys rhizophaga
Lineage: Eukaryota; Fungi; Ascomycota; Sordariomycetes; Hypocreales; Bionectriaceae
Source: the annotation of a GenBank genome assembly
AUGACGUGUUCCGUUGGGUUGAAGGAAACGAACUUGCUCAACCAACUCAGAGCGCAAUCAGAAUAUGCUGCCCGCAAAGAGAGCCUUCAGGCGACAGGCAUCACAUCUCUUGGUCAACUGGAUGAGGUUUACUUUUCAGCAGUGGGGGAACUUCGCCGGAUCUUAGAGUCCCAGGUGAACGAUUCGGGCACGGGAGAGCCACACUGGACAGCCGUGCGAUUAGAGGACACAUCAUUAUUAUGGAAGAUCGCUGCCUUUUGCAAACCAUACGUUGGGUUUUUGGAUCCUCGUUUCUUAAGGGAGCAUGUCAAAUAUAUCAGUAGUGUCCGGCUUGAUCCCGUCGAAGCUUAUCGCGAUGAUAUCUGGGCGCACCCUCAACUUUCAUCUUGGAUUGGGGCUGGGAAGUCUUCCAUCCUCUUGCUGCAAGGGAACCAUGACUCCAGAGGUCGGUCUGGAAUAUUCGGUGCUGAACUUGCGGAUCAUACCGUGGGGAGAAAAAAGCCUGUCGCUUACAUGGUUUACAAGCCAAUGCUGCCUGGCAGUUGCCAUCCUCUAUUCCCGAUAGAGGAGGCUGAAGUAUUGAGACACUUAGCGAUCCAAGCGUUACAGACGGUAGCCGAUUGUACAUCAGUCCAGGUGCUCACUGAUCUAGUUGAGUCGUUUAGCCAGGCUAAGACAUGUGCAGACUGGUUCAAAGUUAUUUGCGAUGUCUUCUAUCUGGUCUCCGAGCUAUAUGUUAUUAUUGACCUUGGGAUCCACGCUAGUUCUGCGGAUGCUGCCAAUGCAUGGCCAUCCAAAUUUCACGCCAUUUUAGAAGAUGUGUCGGCCAUUUCACCUGAGACGAUCAUCCGAAUUAUGAUCAUUUCUUGCUGUCCUCUGGAUGUGCCUCAAGGUUCGGUCAAUAUCUCAAAAAUCGACAUUCGGAGGCCCAAUAUACACCCGGACCUUAUACGGAACCGCCGCUCGGAUGAGGUCAGAAUUCCACCAUCAUUGUGGGAGACUUAUCAACCCUCUAAGGCUCAAGUAACUGAGAUGGAAGCCCCAAAAAGUCACGAUGAGAAUUUGGCAGCGGUUGAUGUUCAUCCACCAAAUAGUUCGGCGGAUGGAAAUUCAGUCCAAAAUAACCGUAUCGACAAGAGCACAGCUGUCUCGGUGGUGAAGAGCUACAUGCAUAAACCAGCACAUGCCUGCGAGUUUGCAACUGCCAUCUUUUGUGCGCUUCCUAUUGAAGCGGAUGCCGUCCUAUCAGUCUUUGAUGUUCACUGGAAUGACUUUGACUAUCCCAAGGCACCAGGGGAUCACAAUUGCUAUUCCGUCGGGGCGAUUGGACGUCACAAAGUUGUUCUCGUGCACAUCUCAGGCAUGGGCAAAAGUAAAGCUGCCACAGCAUCGUCCCAAUGUCGUGUUACUUUCACUGGCAUUAAACUUUCGUUGCUCGUUGGCAUCUGCGGCGGAGUACCAGCUGGUCCAGGGAGCGAGGGUGAACGGCUCCUUGGAGACGUGGUGAUAAGCGAGGGGUUGGUUCAGUAUGACUUUAGCCCUAGAUUCAUUGAACCGAAAUCUAUGAUCCAGCAAAGUUUGUUAAAACUGGAUCCAGAGGUUGGCGGUUUCCUGACCAAAAUAAAAACGGCCAAAUAUGGCGCGUUGCUCUUGGAAAACACACACGACUACUUAAGUGCCUUACAAUCUCAUCCAGACCAACAUGGACAGUUGCAAUACUCCUACCCAGGUAUCGAGAACGACUGUCUAUACCAACCAUCCUACUUGCACAAGCAUCAUGAAGAGAGCCAGUGCCCUUUGUGGGAAGAUGGUUGCGGAACACUGGGUGGUGUAUGCAAAGCAGCGAUGAACUCAAACUGCGAUUCGUUAGGGUGUGAGAGCCAUCAACUAGUACAGCGACAGAGAACCCAGAAUCAUGAAAAACAGAGCCAAGGAGGAAACCUUUCGAUCCACAUCGGAAAAUUAGCCUCCGGAGAUACAGUGAUGAAAGCCGCAGAAGAACGCGAUAGGAUUGCCCUUGAGGAAAAGGUCAUCGCGUUUGAGAUGGAGGGAGCAGGGCUUUGGGACCAUGGCCCAUGUAUGAUCAUCAAGAGCAUAUGUGACUAUGCGGACUGUCACAAAUCGAAAAAGUGGCAAUCUUAUGCCGCAGCGACCGCUGCUGCAUGUACAAAAGGCAUCCUGGAGCAGUGGAAUUGA